AUGAGUAAUUGCAAUUAUUUUGGUUCGGAUGAAUUGGUCUGCGAGCACAAGGGGAGCUAUGAUCGCGCACAUUGCUGUUACGGGCUGUGCAGAGAAUGCCUCGAUGUUUUGCAGCAGAAUACGGAGAGGGAUAAAACCGAGGAGGAAGAGGAGGACGGCGACGAUAUUAAUGUGUAUCUUAAUACUGAGAGAGAAAAGAAUUACAAGACAAUAGUUUGGGAAUUGAUGAACAAGAAUUAUAUCGAGGAGCAGGCAUCCGAGAUCUCUGCUGAUGAUACGAAGAUCAGGAAAGAGAGGAAACGGAGAAGAGAAGGAGACAUUGAUAGGGGGGCUAAGCCUACAAAAGAGAAGCAGAAGGAACAGAGAUUGAGUUCCAGAAUUAAUUAUGAUGCUUUUUCGCAGUUUUAUGAAACAGAUAACAAUGGUAUAACCAGUGAACAUGGCAAUGAGGAGGAAAGCAAAGAAGAAUUCAAUAGGGAAGCUACAGAGGAUUAUAAUGAAGAAGAAGAGGAGGCCUGCGGAGACGAUAAAUCCGCUGAGGAUCAAGGUUAUGACGAUUUUCGUGAUCUGGGAGAAGAUCGCGGUGAAGGGAAUUACAACGAAUUUGAUGAGUUUUAG
Molecule: messenger RNA, 618 nt
Organism: Asparagus officinalis (garden asparagus)
Lineage: Eukaryota; Viridiplantae; Streptophyta; Magnoliopsida; Asparagales; Asparagaceae
Product: myb-like protein W
Exons: 1
Coding region: 1-618 (205 amino acids)
Source: RefSeq, a predicted model, not a curated record